AUGUCAAUGUCAGCUUUUCUGCAGAAGUGUUGUGUGAGUGCGUAUUGUGGUGUUUUAAAAAUAAGAUUACCUGUAAGAUCUAUUCAUACGUACAAAAUGGCAGAUAAACCAACGGAUUAUUCGACUGCCAAUGGUUUUGAGAGCAAAACUCCGUUCCUGAUCGGUGUGGCAGGUGGUACGGCCAGCGGCAAGUCGACAGUAUGUCAACGCAUCAUGGAGAAGUUGGGCCAACAGCACAAGGAGCAGACAGAGCGCCGUGUAGUCUGCAUCAGUCAGGAUUCAUUCUACCGCACUCUCACACCCUCAGAGAGGCUCCGAGCUGAACGAGGACAGUUCAACUUUGAUCACCCUGAUGCAUUUGAUGAUAAGAAGCUUCUUGCUAUCCUGAAAGAUAUCCUAGCUGGCAAGAAGGUGGAGAUCCCAGAGUAUGAUUACAUUACCAACUCUAUUAGCCCACAUCGCUCGCACACAAUCUACCCUGCUGAUGUGGUGCUGAUCGAAGGAAUCCUGGUGUUCUACUUCCCGGAGGUGCGUGAACUGUUCCACAUGAAGCUCUUUGUCGACACUGACUCCGACACCAGGCUUGCUAGGAGAGUGCCUCGCGACAUAAUGGAGCGCGGCCGUGACCUGGAGCAAGUACUGAACCAGUACAUGAACUUUGUCAAGCCAGCCUUUGAGGAGUUCUGCUUACCGACCAAAAAGUUUGCUGACGUCAUCAUUCCGAGAGGAGCCGACAACCUAGUGGCUAUUGACCUUAUCGUGCAUCAUAUAUGGGAUAUCAUGUAUAAGAAGAGGGCUUCACCGCCGAAGAUUGUGAAUGGAUGCAAUGGACAUCAGGAGGUGGACGAGACUAAUGGACGGCGGAUGUCUGGCAGUUCUGAAGACACCCUGAGCCGAUAG
Messenger RNA from Spodoptera littoralis (African cotton leafworm), 900 nucleotides. The record is from the annotation of a GenBank genome assembly. Lineage: Eukaryota; Metazoa; Arthropoda; Insecta; Lepidoptera; Noctuidae.